Molecule: messenger RNA, 1280 nt
Organism: Tripterygium wilfordii
Lineage: Eukaryota; Viridiplantae; Streptophyta; Magnoliopsida; Celastrales; Celastraceae
Product: dnaJ homolog subfamily B member 4-like
Exons: 2
Coding region: 188-1108 (306 amino acids)
Cellular component (GO): cytosol
Molecular function (GO): protein-folding chaperone binding
Source: RefSeq, a predicted model, not a curated record
ACACAACCAAUUUAUUCUUCUUCUUCUUGUUCCAGGUACCAACCCAUCCCACUCGCUUCAAAACUGUCAUAUUUUAACACUGACCAUUAAUACCCUUGCAGAGCACAAGAGGGGGUCGGAUCCCUUCCCAUCAUUUUUUGGGUGGGAUUUGGAAAAUUCCCAUUGUCUCACUUACAGUGUUGCUUCCAUGGGCUUCAAUUACUACGACAUACUGAAAGUGGAGCGCUAUGUGAAUGAGGAUGACCUGAAGAAGGCCUACAAGAGAUUGGCAAUGAAGUGGCAUCCGGACAAAAACCCCGUCAACAAGAGAGAAUCGGAAGCCAAAUUCAAGCAGAUCUCCGAGGCCUACGACGUCCUCAGUGACCCGCGCAAGCGUCGGAUCUACGAUCGCUAUGGUGAGCAAGGUCUCAAGGACGCUGAAUUCACGCCUCCUACUCCUCCCUCUAAGGGAAAUUGCGGCCGCCGCGACAGUUUCCGUUUCGACGAAACGGAGGAGAUUUUUGGGGGAUUCGAUGCAACAGGGAGAGGAAACCCCCCACCGCCGCAGCAUAAUGAGAAAGCUCCGGCCCUGGAGCGCAUCCUGCCGUGCACUUUGGAGGAGCUCUACAUGGGUGUUCGUAAGAGGUUAAAGAUCUCACGCACUGUCUAUGAUGUUUUAGGUAAGCAGAAGAUUGUUGAGGAAGUGGUAAAGAUAGAUAUCAAACCUGGGUGGAAGAAGGGCACGAAAAUCACUUUUCCGGGGAAAGGAAACGAAGAACCUGGCAUCACUGCAGCUGAUGUUAUUUUUGAAGUGGAUGAGGAACCCCACCCUGUUUUCGAGAGAGAUGGAAAUGACCUUGUGGUCAAUCAGAGAAUAACCUUAUUGGAUGCUCUAACUGGGAAGAACCUCAAUUUGACAGCCUUGGAUGGAAGGAAUCUCACCAUCCCACUCCCGGAUAUUGUUAAACCCGGUCAUGUGGUGGUCGCCGCAAAUGAAGGAAUGCCCAUCUCUAAAGAACCCAGCAAGAAAGGAAACCUUAGAAUUAUAUUCGAUGUUGUGUUUCCAUCAAGGCUUACUGCAUUGCAGAAAUCUCAUCUACAGACAGCUCUAGGGGCGAACAUUCAUUAACACAGUUAUCCAGAGACAGAAAGUAAAUAGGUUUUGCUUAGGAUGAAAAAAAAGUUUGAAGCAGUGGUAGCUACUAACUUAAUUUCUUAUCCUUCUUUAUGAUUUUUCUAAUUUUAAUUUUACAUUGUAAUUCUACUCCUUAUGAAUAAAAGUAUCGAAAAGUUUUAUCCUA